Molecule: messenger RNA, 360 nt
Organism: Galeopterus variegatus (Sunda flying lemur)
Lineage: Eukaryota; Metazoa; Chordata; Mammalia; Dermoptera; Cynocephalidae
Exons: 7
Coding region: 1-360 (119 amino acids)
Source: RefSeq, a predicted model, not a curated record
AUGUGCAGAUCAGAGCCAUUUCUGAAGAUGUCCCUUCUGGUUCUGCUUUUCCUGGGAUUGGCAGAAGCCUGUGUUCCUCGUGAAGUUGCAAUUGAAGAAAAAAGUUUGCUGAGCCUCCAGGUUUUGAAUGAAGAAACGAAUGACUGCAAGGAAACAGUUAAGCCUUUCCCAGCUACCGCCCCUCCCAAGAAACUGAGGAGAAACAGUUGGAACUUUUGGAAAUGUGCCUACAUGAUGAUGACCUUCUUAUUUGUGUCCUACAAUAAAGGAGACUGGUGUUACUGCCACUACUGUAGCCCAGAAGUGGAUUUCAGAAAUUGUGGCAAAGUACACCUAAAAUUUACCAUCAGUGGCAUUUAG